Molecule: messenger RNA, 1577 nt
Organism: Cyprinodon variegatus (sheepshead minnow)
Lineage: Eukaryota; Metazoa; Chordata; Actinopteri; Cyprinodontiformes; Cyprinodontidae
Product: myeloid-associated differentiation marker homolog
Exons: 2
Coding region: 216-1100 (294 amino acids)
Cellular component (GO): membrane
Source: RefSeq, a predicted model, not a curated record
GGGCGGGGAGGUGCUCUUUGGGGCAACUGGUAGUUUCAGCCAGAGGGCUGAGGAGCUACAAUCUGCAUCUCUCUACCUCUGCAGCCUCUGGAGAACAGAGAUCAGCAUCAGAAAAAGAGGGAGAAAGGUUACCCUGUUUAAGGCUGCCGGUGAAAUUCUAAGAGAGAAAGAAAGAAAGAAGAAAGAACAUUUACCAAGUUCCAGCAGAUUUCAUCAUGCCUGUUGUCCUGAAGACCAGCCCUCUGCUUUGGACACGGUUGGCUGCCCUGGCCUUCUCAUGUGUGGCCUUCUCUAUAGCCGUGCAUGGGGGAAAUCUCCAGCAUGGCACUGGGGAUUUUUGCAUCUUCUGCUGGGCGUUUAGCUUCGCCGGGACUCUUCUUGUCAUCCUGGUGGAGCUCUUUGGCCUGCAGACCAGAGCUCCUGUUUCCUGGAAGAACUUCCCCAUCACCUUUGCGUGUUAUGCUUCCCUGCUCUGCCUGUCGGCCUCCAUCAUCUUUCCUCUUUAUUUCCUGAAGGGGUCCAGAGAAGGGAAAGAGGUCCGUGACUUCCGCAUCGUGUCCACCGUUUUCUCCUGCCUAGCCACUAUCGCCUACAUGAGCGAGGUCAGCCUCACCAAGGCUCGUCCGGGUGAGGUUGCCGGAUACAUGGCUACCGGUCCUGGCUUGCUGAAAGUCUGCGAGACCUUUGUGGCCUGCAUCAUCUUUGUCUUCAUCAGCGACCCAGUAUUGUUUGAAGACCACGAUGCUCUCAAGUACUGCAUGUCUGUGUAUUGCAUCUGCUUCAUCCUGUCUGCGGUCAUCAUCCUGCUCUGCAUCGGAGAGUUCACCGGCUGCCUCCCCUUCCCAUUUGCCCGUUUCCUGUCCGGCUACGCCCUGCUGGCUGUCGUCCUCUAUCUGUCAGCAACCAUCAUCUGGCCUAUCUUCAAAUUUGACCCAAAACAUGGCGGUCGGAAGGACAGGCCAAGCGGCUGUUCCACCUCCCCAGUGGGCUUGUGCAGCUGGGAUAGGGCCAUGGCAGUGGCCGUGCUAACCGGGGUCAACUUUAUCCUCUACCUGGCUGAUCUAAUCUACUCCAGCCGCCUGGUGUUCGUAACCGCCUGAUUGUAGCAAAAAGAAACAGAGCUUGCAGUGUGUUUUAAAGGAAAUUGAAUUUGGUCCCCAAAUUCAGGGCUGUAAAACUGCUGUCAAACAAACUGCUGCAAGAAAGAGUUUGUGUCUUAUUGCUAUAUUAGUUCUAAUUAAAAGAAAAAAAAGUGAAUUGAUCCAAAAUAUCCUGAAGUGGUUAAACAGAAAUGUAUGGCUUUAAAAUGCCAGCUGAUAAAAAAAAGUUCUAAAGGUAGGAUUUAUAUCUUAAGCUCUUUUGAUUCCAAGUCUAUUUUUUAGCGCUUCCAGACCUGCAAAACUUACCUGAAUUUACUGCAGUACUGAGGAUUGAAGGUAUGGCAAUAUUUAAAGUCAGUUGUUUCAUUUCUAACUGCAGAUUUAAUCCUUCAAAACAAAACUUUCUGUUCAUUUUUUGCUUUUACCAACAUAAAAAAUGUAUAUAUUUUCAAAAUGACAGCAGGUUUUCUGAAAUAG